Molecule: messenger RNA, 2708 nt
Organism: Podospora bellae-mahoneyi
Lineage: Eukaryota; Fungi; Ascomycota; Sordariomycetes; Sordariales; Podosporaceae
Gene: PDK2
Product: [Pyruvate dehydrogenase (acetyl-transferring)] kinase isozyme 2
Exons: 5
Coding region: 541-1875 (444 amino acids)
Biological process (GO): protein phosphorylation; regulation of glucose metabolic process
Cellular component (GO): mitochondrion
Molecular function (GO): pyruvate dehydrogenase (acetyl-transferring) kinase activity
Source: RefSeq, a predicted model, not a curated record
ACCCUGGAACGGCCUGUAUCCCGGGAAAAGCACAUGAACAUCUGACACCCCUCCCGGUACCUACCUACCUUACCUCGUCUUCUUCCUACUCCUACUACACCACUUACCACUUUCUCUACUCCUACUCCUGACUCUGUCUUGACUCCCGUCCUUGACAGGAUUGUUCUUAUCCGGCACUUGACUUGUCAACACAGAUUGUUAUCUCCUACAGGCGGUUACAUCACUGAACACCCACUGAAGCCACACUUCAACCGAAAAGCCUCCGGCACACCGGUGCGCUGCGUCAUUGGGGAGACAGCCGGAUCCGCUUGCCUUGCCUCGGCUGUAGCGAAGUCACAGAAGCCUCUCUUUCUCUGGGCCCCGGGCCCCCGUACCCGUACCGAGAAAGCCGUUGUUGCCCGCCUCGAGUCCACUCUUGUUGCGUCGUCUUUGCCUUGUGAGCGCCUCAUGCUGCACCUGCACCACUACCACACAACACACCUCAGCCAGCCCAGCUAGAGACAUAGCACCACACCAAUUGGUCCUCUCUGAGCCGCAGUCAUGUCGUGGAAAAAGAGCGAGAAGUUGAUGGACACCAUCAGGCAUUAUGCAAGCUUCCCUGCCACCGGGGUAAGCUUGCGCCAGAUGGUCCAGUUUGGCGAGAAGCCAUCCAGUGGUACCCUAUUCCGCGCCUCACAGUUCCUCGCCGAAGAGCUCCCCAUACGGCUCGCCCACCGCGUCCAGGAGCUCGAGACGUUGCCCGAUGGCCUUAAUGAGAUGCCAUCGGUGAAGAAGGUGGCAGAUUGGUAUGCACAGUCGUUCGAGGAAAUCACAACACUACCAAGACCGAACCUCGCCAGAGAUGUACGAGAGAGAUUAAUGAAGCCCGCGCAAAUAACCGGAGGGAAAGGAAACCAAUGGCUGAGCGAGGCGACACCGAACCCAAGCAUCGAGGAGGGCCAGUACAACUCGUGGACGCCGGUGUCGCAGCAAAACGCCGUCAACAAUGGCUGGUCAAAGGGGAAGUUCCCCGCAACAAGAAGAUACUUCGCUAUGGUCGACGACACGGGAGACUGGCCGCCCGAGCUGCAGCUUUACAACAAGAGGUUCGCCCAGACGCUGCACCGCAUCAAGAGGAGACACGAUAGCGUCGUGACCACCAUGGCGCAGGGCAUCCUCGAGUGGAAGCGCAAGCGGCAACGGAUGCAGAUCGACAACAAUAUCCAGUCAUUCCUCGAUCGCUUCUACAUGUCACGCAUCGGCAUCCGCAUGCUGAUCGGGCAGCACAUCGCCCUGACCGAUCAGAGCCACUACCGGGACCCGUCCUAUGUCGGUAUUAUCUGCACCAAGACGUACGUCAAGGACUUGGCUCAGGAAGCCAUCGAGAACGCGCGUUUUGUCUGCGAGGACCACUACGGCCUGUUCGAGGCGCCCAAGAUCCAGCUCGUGUGCAAUCCUAACUUGAACUUUAUGUACGUGCCUGGGCACCUGUCGCACAUGCUCUUUGAAACGCUCAAGAACUCGCUGCGUGCGGUUGUCGAGACGCACGGCCAGGAUAAGCAGGAGUUUCCCGUCACGAAGGUGAUUGUGGCUGAGGGCAAGGAGGAUAUCACGAUCAAGGUUUCGGACGAGGGCGGCGGUAUACCGCGCAGCUCGAUCCCGCUUGUUUGGACGUACAUGUACACCACUGUCGACAGGACACCAAACCUGGACCCUGAUUUCGACAAGAGCGACUUUAAGGCUCCCAUGGCGGGUUUUGGGUAUGGGUUGCCGAUAAGUCGUCUGUACGCGAGGUAUUUCGGUGGGGACCUUAAGCUGAUCAGCAUGGAAGGCUACGGCACAGACGUCUACCUCCAUCUCAACCGCCUGUCCAGCUCGUCGGAGCCACUCCAAUAGCAACCAGUCGUCAUGAGGGGUGCUAGAACAACAUCCCAAGGAUUGACGCUGCCGAUGCGGUAUAUCAUGCGCAAGCGUCUCAAGAGCCCGGAGCAGCUCGAGGUGACGGAAAGGAGGCAGGUCGGCGACGCCGAGGCUACUAUUAAUCCCAGUGGGGGCGUUGCUGAUAAUGCUUGGUUGAGCGGACGGGGGAGGGACAGUGAGCUCUAGGUGGUGAUCUGGUUCCUUUAGCCCUGUCUGCGAGGCUGUCUGCCAUUUUCGGGGUGGCAUGAUAUUUAUGUUUUCUUUCUUUUUUGGGUAUCAGGGAGAUUUCAUGGAAUGGAAGGGAAGGAGAGGGCGGGGGGGGGCGUUAUAUGGGUGGGAUAUGUUAUCACAAACACACACACAUACACACACACACACACACACACACACAAAACGCUAUAUUUUUAUGGCAUGCAUGGAAGGGGAGUUGAGAGCAGCAAACCAAUGCCAAAGGGGGAGAAAGGAUGGGCGGAAUACGAUUUAAGUCUGCCUUGUCUUGGGACAAGGGGGGGAAGUGUCUUUUUUGUUGAAAGUUUCAUUGAGGGGGGAAGAGUCACUCGCUGAAAUGACUCACCAAAAGAGUGAGAGAGUGAGGGGAAGUUUCAAAGUUUGAAGUCGGAAAGAGAGAGAGGAAAGAGAGAGUAGUAGAAUACCCCUUUUUUAUCUUAUGGUCAUUGAAACAAAGUUGGAUCCCAAAGUUGGCAAGGAGUAGUAGCAAGGUAUAGUAAGGAAGGAAUAUAUGGAAAUAUGAACAAGAAAUAUUUCCACGAUUCUUACAUAACAAAAAUGUGAUGAGUGGAAUCUUGAUA